This is a messenger RNA of Protopolystoma xenopodis, 348 nucleotides long. Lineage: Eukaryota; Metazoa; Platyhelminthes; Monogenea; Polystomatidea; Polystomatidae. The record is from the annotation of a GenBank genome assembly.
AUGAGUUCCAGUUCUGAUGAUACCCAUCAUAUGAUGGACGAUUACAUAGCUCUUUUUUUCUACUCGAAACGAGGUAGGACUCGUGGACUGCCUGAACCUAAACGUCGUAUUAAAGUCAAGCGGACGCAGUACGAGAAUCGGCCGUCUUUUGCUAUUGAAGAAGCUUGCUUCGGUGAGCUGGGUGAGCGUGGUACUACUGCUCUAGAAGGUACAAUGCUAUUUUACAUGACGCAGAUGCGUGGUUUGGAGAUGGCGUACAUGAAGCCGAAAAAGAGAGAACUGACAAACAGAAAAGGCGCUGUGAGGAAAACUUUGUCUGGGGAGCUUUCUCAAAAGUGUGAUGCGUGA